This is a messenger RNA of Strongylus vulgaris, 489 nucleotides long. The record is from the annotation of a GenBank genome assembly. NCBI's taxonomy places the organism in Eukaryota, Metazoa, Nematoda, Chromadorea, Rhabditida, Strongylidae.
AUGUCGGCUUAUCCUUUUGCGUCGUCCUCCACUGUGACUGUCACUACAGAGCGCGACAGCUCAAUGUUCUCAGCUAGCCGCCCGGGAUUUAUGUUCUGUAAGUUGCGACGCAAAGCAUCCUAUGCAAUAAGCAAAUCUCGGAAUGCUACUGAACCAGAUGAUUGCGAGGCCACCAAGUGGAAAUGUCGCGUCGUUCAACUUCAUGGACAACAAGCAUACCAUGAUGCAGCUUCGUACAUAGUGAAUGGAUCAUUUCAUAAGCCGCGAAAGUAUGAAAUGGCACAUGUUAAUAGCGAAAUUUAUCCUACAAACGAUUCCAUGUCUUUAUUGAUUAAAGCUGACUAUCUCCUUAUUAAAAAUGAGGAAAUGCAACUUAUUAUUACGGUAACUGGUGCCACUAUACUUGCUCUGACAUACUACAUCAACUUUAAACGGCGAAACCAUGAUAGGUGUGGGAAAGCGAUGAAGAAGAAAGCAAAAAAGGGUUAA